ACGAUUUAAAUCACGUCUCGUCGAACUUUAUCCAAAAUAACGAUUAACAUUACUAAAUAACUCGAUAUGGAGUCAUCUAACUACGAAGACCAAUUGAUGAAUAUCUCAGCUUUCAUCAAGACAAGUCAAGAACGAUAUGAACGCGAGAAAAAAGAGAGGGAAGACCGUUUUCGCACUCUACACCAAAAACGUCAAAGUAUCCUUGUCGACCGUUCAGUUAUUUUAAGUCGGCUUAAUUCGACUGUGAAGAAAGUGAGAGACAAAAUACCGCUCUAUGAGACAAAGGUUCGGGUUGUUAGGGAUGAAAAUGCUGUGAGAAGACGAAUUAGGGCGCAGCCCUACAGAGGUGAGCUAGGAAUUGGUUCAUAUGAAGCAUGGCAGUUAGAGGAUUUCUACUUCAUACGAGAUUUUGUACAAUCUUGGAUUGACGAAAUUCUUGAUUAUGUUGUGUGUCAGCCUUUUACUAGCAACAGGGAUGGAUUCACAGAAAGUGUGAAUGAAAUGCAAGAGCAGUUGGAACUUGAGCAAUCUGAGAUGUGCUAUGCUUCAGCCAUGCAAGCAACACAGGAAGAUAUACUAAAUGAAGUGUGCAAGGACCUGGCUGGCGAGGCUGUGAGCGUGAGUUUAGCCAUUCAUUACCAAGCACAGCAGACAGUUGGCAACAUGAUCCUGAAAGGAAUACUCCCAACUGAAGGGCAGAUAGAGGAAAACAUGGAAAGUCUGCUGUCUUAUACUUACAUUCAAAUGAAGAAGGACCGAAACAAGCAACAUAAAGUAUGGCAUCAUACUCAAAACUUAGUAUAUGUUAGUGACGAAGGUACAGAAAUACCAGAAUCAGAGGAAGAUGCAUUUGACGGGAAUGUCUUAUCCUUGGAAGAAAUCGUUCCAUACAACAAGAUCCCAGAUCACAAGUUUUCUGAGAAUUUUUUAACUUAUAGGGAUUCUGAAUUGCAGUUCUGGUCUGGGUUUAGUGACCCAAUCUUCUCCAUACUCCCACUCCCUAAAAGGUACAAAGGGAUAUACUGCACUGCGCUGUCAUCAGAUCACUCCUUAUUGGCCGUGGCUGCAGCUCAAGGAGAUCUGGCUGUGUGGGAUUUGUCGAUCUACCCUCCUAGAGUCUUAAAAGGGUGCAGGGGGAAAUUCACUGUGAUAUCUAUGGAAUGGUCACUAGAUUCAACACAGAUAUUAACCCUUGACAAGCUUGGUACUAUACAGAUAUGGUCAAUGUUAAAUGCAAAUUCCAGUAUUUUUGACGUAAAAGGGUUUGAACCUGUGGAAGAAAACCUGGGUUUCAAAACAACUGAGCUUAAAUCCAUCAUUAGCUUGGAACCCCAGGACUUGCUCUUUACUGAAGGAAACUUGGUGUCAAUGAAUGAACAUGUUGUGAAGCCAACAACUGUUGCCUUUCACCCAACGUUUUCAUUCCUUGGUCGCCAGGAAUCAAUAAUGGUUGGACUUGCAGAUGGAAAUAUCUUGAAACUCAACCUUGGUAGAUCAAGUGUUGGACAAGGUGUUCAAAACAAAGUUGGUGAAGGCAUUAACGCAGAGUUAUUUCAAGCCCAUAAACAUCCUAUUCAACUCAUAUCAUUUGUAAACAAUGACAGUCCUAUGAUUACCUUUGAUGCCCAAGCUUAUAUACACCUCUGGGAGAAGAAGGACGAGAGCCUCUCAGGGUUUGGUUGGCAUACGCCUAUAGCAAGUUUCAGGUUAGACUCUACAGAGAAGACUUACGAGCCUGUAGAAGGGAGCACAGAAAAGGUUGAGUUCGUUGAUACUGUCAAGGGAACUGGAAAAAUCAAGGAACUAAACCGGAGUGACAUGAUUGAGAAAAGAAAAGAAACUCAAACUUUUAUUAAUUCACUUUAUCUUGGAAGACCAUGGAAAACCAAAGAUGUUGGAGAGAAUAAGAUCAACCAUCUUUACUCUCCAAGGAAUGUCCCUGAAAGUGGGGCAACAUUCCACUCAGUCACCUACUACAAAGAUACCAAAUUACUGAGCCGAUAUACUACUUUACUGUAUCGGCCAAUCAGAGUGGAUUGCACCAAGAUCUUAUCAUGUGAAAUGAAUUUCUCGGGAAACAAGCUUGUGGUUGCUUUGCUUUUCGGCGACGUUCCUCCAAAGACACCCCAUGUCCGGUUUGUCACCCUUGAAAUCCCAGCAAUGAAAGUAAGUCCAAAUGUAAUCGAAGUUGCACUGACUGAAGACGAAUACAGAGAAUGUAAGGAAAUUGGCAGCUGUGGUUUUGAUCUGACGAAAGUGAUUGAUGCAACUGGUUCAGAGUACAUUGUUACAAAUGUCUGCGGCACAAUUGGUGGCUUCUCGAUGACAACUGGAAACUUAAUCAUGGCGUCUGGUGAGAGAGAUUGGACAGGUUGUGAUCUGGGUAAAAAUCAAGCAAUUUUCUCAACAGCAAGAGUCAAAGUUGCAAGUCAGGCAUCAGUACUUUGUGCCCUUUUCUACGCACCAAAGCAAAAUAUGGCAAUCCUAUUGCACCUCAGGGACAAAAACACCAAAAUUGUUCGACAACAAGUGUGGCAAGACUGGCAGAGACUCAAAGGUGCUAAAGAGAUCCCCGUCCAACAAACUUGGCAGAAAAAGCAAUGGACAUUUGAUGGGGAGUUUGCUUUUCAUUUGGAGUACACAAUGGAAAGCCUUGUGCUGGAGUUAGCUGAUGCUGCUGUUUGGGAAUCUGAAGGGAUUGAGCACAAAAUCAAAUCUGGUUCACAGGGCUUGAAAAACAGGGUCCUUCCAUUUGUGAGGCAUCUUCCAUCAGGAGGAAAUGAUUCUGACUAAACUACAAUCACACAAACUUGCCUUGGAA
Messenger RNA from Actinia tenebrosa (Australian red waratah sea anemone), 2821 nucleotides. RefSeq lists its product as uncharacterized. Lineage: Eukaryota; Metazoa; Cnidaria; Anthozoa; Actiniaria; Actiniidae. The record is from RefSeq and is a predicted model, not a curated record.